Molecule: messenger RNA, 889 nt
Organism: Durio zibethinus
Lineage: Eukaryota; Viridiplantae; Streptophyta; Magnoliopsida; Malvales; Malvaceae
Product: putative steroid-binding protein 3
Cellular component (GO): endomembrane system; membrane; endoplasmic reticulum
Source: RefSeq, a predicted model, not a curated record
GUCAAUGAUUUGGUAGGUGAACUUUGAUCAUCCCUCUUAAAAAAUUCUUGCAAGUAAAUCAGAAGAAGGAAACACACGAAUUCCAAAUUCAUUUUUUUAAGAAUUGAAAGCGAGAAGAAGAAAAUUAAAAAAGAAAAGUCAUGGGAAUUUACUCGACGGUGAUGGAGUCGGUGACGGAGGUGACGGGGCUAUCCCCGACGGCGUUCUUCACAAUACUUGCCAUGAUGGUGGUUGUCUACAAUAUAGUGUGCGGCAUGUUUCUGGGUCCGGAAGAUUUUCAUCAAAAGCCGCAAAAAGAGGCAGUUCAGGUGGGAGAUAUCACGGAGGAAGAGCUAAGAGCUUACGAUGGUUCUGACCCCAAAAAGCCCCUCCUAAUUGCCAUCAAAGGCCAGAUCUACGACGUCUCAUCCUCCACAAUGUUUUAUGGGCGUGGAGGGCCUUAUUCGAUGUUUACAGGGAAGGAUCCGAGCAGGGCCUUGGCUAUGUUGUCAUUCAAACCUGAAGAUCUGACAGGGAACAUCCAAGGCUUGAGUGCUGAGGAGCUUGGUGUGUUAGAGGAUUGGGAAUAUAAAUUCAUGGAGAAGUAUCCUAAAGUAGGACGGGUCGUUCCUGCACCAAAUACCACUGAAAAUGGAGAUGAAGUUCACCUUCACCACGAAGAUAGGAAUGGACUACUACUACAACAACAACAAAUUGGAUGAUGAUUCCAAGCUUAAAACACUCUGUUGUAGCAAUUUGAAUAAUGAUGCUUUCGAGUUCCUAGAAAAUUAUCAUAAAUGUGACCCAACGUCGACUAGAGCAGUAGACUUCUAGUACUUCAUUUUUGGUUUUUUUGAAAGUAAUAAUCAUAAACGCGGAGGAUAAAUAACUCAAUACUAACAGUCGAACA